Rhagoletis pomonella (apple maggot) is the source of this 1741-nucleotide messenger RNA. RefSeq names its product TNF receptor-associated factor 3-like. The record is from RefSeq and is a predicted model, not a curated record. Gene Ontology annotation, biological process: regulation of canonical NF-kappaB signal transduction; positive regulation of JNK cascade; protein K63-linked ubiquitination. Gene Ontology annotation, molecular function: ubiquitin protein ligase binding; tumor necrosis factor receptor binding. Gene Ontology annotation, cellular component: plasma membrane signaling receptor complex; cytoplasmic side of plasma membrane. NCBI's taxonomy places the organism in Eukaryota, Metazoa, Arthropoda, Insecta, Diptera, Tephritidae.
GUACGACGACUGUUCUUAAGUAUGAAAAAUCUUCGUGUCUUUUCUGCAACGAAUGGUUCGACUCACAAACUUUUACCGAGCAUCUCAUCCAUUGCGGCCAAGUACUCGAACAGUGUCCGAACCAUUGUAACGCUUUCGUGCCACGCAUACGUAUGCGCACACAUCUGAAAGAGUGUCCGCGCGGCAAGUCACAACAACAGUUAAACAAUAGUCAAGAACGGCUCGAUCAAUUCGUCGAUAAUCGGAUGACGCAACUCGAAAAGGAUUUGAGCGCUUUGCGUUCGGUGCUAAACGAGGAGAUUGGCCAGCGAUUGCAUUUGAUUACAGAUGUGGGAAAUUUGCGCAAAUACAAUCAGGUUUUAGAAGAUUGGAAACAGGACGCCAAUGAAAAUAUGAAUGGCAUCAAAUCGCUGCUCAAUGAAGAGAUUGUGCAACGACAAUUUGAAGUGGGCGAGGCAUACAAGGACAACAUAGCGAACUUCGAAAUGAUAAAGAAAGUCAAAGCCGAUAUACAAGGUGAAAUGGAUGUGCUGCAAAAGAAUAUCCAACAAUUAUCUAUAGAAGUGGCAGACCAUGUAAAUCAUUUGAAUGACAAUACCAUGAAGUUGGAAGAGAUGAUUUUGGAAAAUGAGAAAAAGAAUCUCGAUAAAUUCAUCGAAAUCGAAGAAUUUUUAAAUGUGCUCGACGGCGAUUUGAAGACCAAAUUUGUCGCCAACAGCGACUUGAAUGCCAAACAGGUGAAUAUGGAUGUGGAAGUGAAGAGCAUGAAAAACAUUGUUUGCGAAACGGAGGAGCGUUGCGAAAAAUUGGAGGGCAUAGUGAAACAAAUGGACACCAAGCUGCAUCAAACCAUGCAAACGCUAGCGGAUUUGGAAAAUCAUUUAGCGACACAACAACGACUCACUAACAUACAAAACUCGAGAGGUCACUUGGUCUGGCGCAUCAAAGACUACUCAAAGAAGCUGGAGGAAGCGAAGCAAUAUGAAACAAUACUGCAUAGCGCCAUGUUCUCGAAUAAGCCAUAUGGCUAUGCAUUGCGCCUUGAUAUACUCCCCAAUGGAAAGGGCACUUGGAAGGGCCGCAAUUUGAUUGCAUGUCUCAAUGUCAUAGCUGGCGAGUAUGAUGCGCUGCUACCUUGGCCUUGCCGCCUGCAAGCCGACAUUAUCAUACGUGAUCAGUACAGCAGCAACGAGGAGGCACAGGACUAUGUGAAAACGAUAUUGGUGCGCAAAAAGAACGAUGAGUUCAUACAAAACAAUCAAUAUUUCCACAUACCACACAAAGUCGUAAUGAGUCGGAAUUAUUUGCGUAACGAUUGCUUGUUUGUGGAGGUGCGAGUGCUGAAAUGAUGUUAGACCACAAGUGGGUUUAGUAAUAAGUACUGUGUGUGGCAAGCUAGUAUUUAAAGUGUAGGUUUGCAUAGGUAUUUUGAAAAGCUUUUAAACUAAGAAAAUCUUCAUAAUUGCUCAGGGUAGUUAGUACAUAAGUUAGUAUUGUAUAGAAGUUAAAAAAAAUUAACAUUUCUGUGCCACAAUUAAAAAUAGUUUAGGGUACCUUAUCUAAAUUUGUAACGCUAAGUUUUUGAAGAAUUAAAGGAAAAUUACAAAAAAAAUUUUGUUCUUUACGAAUUUGUAACACACAGUUUCAAAGAAGUAAUAAAGCGAACAGAGAAACAAAUUUAUUUUAAGUUCAUAGACUGGAAUCAAGAAUAACAGAUUCGUAUCUCGUUCCGUAACCAAAU